AUGGCAGCUUCUGCAGGUCGCCGUUCCCUGAGGCUGAUAAACAGCUCUUGCCAGCAGCAGCACCACCAGCAGCAGCCCCCGCAGCAGCUGCUGCAGCACCAGCAGCAGCAGCAGCAGCAGCAGCAGCAGCAGCAGAAUGAGAGAGACAAGGAUGGCUUUCUAAGGCCGUCAGCGCUGCGUAAGCGGCGUGUGUUAGCGAGGCCCCCAGGCAGCAGCAGCAAAGCAGCAGCAGCAGCAGCACAUGCUCCUGCUGCUGCUGCUGCUCCUGUUGCUGCUGAUGGGUCUGAUACAGAAGAAGACUACAGCAGCAGCAGCAGCAGCAGCAGCAGCAGCUACGGCGACAGCAGCGAAGAUGAAGCAUACGGAAGCAGCCAGACAAAGGCUGUCUCCAUAAUCACAAAAAAGAGAAAAGCUGCUGCAGCACGCAGCAGCAAACACAAGCAGCAGCAGCAGCAGCAGCAGCAGCAGUUGCUGCUGCUGCAGCGGCAGCGGCACCAGCCAGACCGGAUAGAGCAGGAUGGCGAGCUGGAGCAGCCAAAAAAGAGAAAAGCUGCAGCAGCACGCAGCAGCAAACACAAGCAGCAGCAGCAGCAGCAGCAGCAGUUGCUGCUGCUGCAGCGGCAGCGGCACCAGCCAGACCGGGUACAGCAAGAUGACGAGCUGGAGCAGCAGCAGCAGCAGCAGCAGCAGCAACAGCAGCAGCUGCUGCUGCUGCCAGCAGAGCAGCAGCUUUCUAUCGAAGCUGUAACAAAGGACCCAGCAGCAGCAGCAAGAGAAUACUGCAGACAGCUGCAAGCAGCAGCAACAGCAGCAGCAGCAGCAGCAGCAGCAGCAGCAGCAACAGCAACAGCAGCAGCGGAUGAUGCUGCGCUGCAGCAGACUGCCGAUUCUCUACUACUGCAUGCAGCACAGCUGCUGCUGCUCCUUGCGAAGGUGGUGGGGUUGAGGACCCCCUCUUUUGCUGCUGAGAAGAAGACAGCUCUCUACAGCCUCUGCAUGCGCCUGCUGCGCAGCAGCAGCAGCAGCAGCAGCAGCAGCAGCAGCAGCAGCAGCGGCAGCAGCAGCGCUCCGUCUCGGCAUCGAUUGCGCCAGCAGCAGCAACAGCAGCAGCAGCAGCAGCAGCAGCAGCAAGACAUCCUGCUGCUGACGGAUCUGCUGCUGUCGCAGUCUACGAAGGGCCCCAAAGGUCACCGCAAGAGCCCGCAGCAGCAGCAGCAGCAGCAGCAGCAGCAGCAGCAGCAGCAGCAGCAGCAGCACUCGAUCCGCGUGAGCAACUGCAACGCGCUUCGCUGGUUUCUACAUUAUGUUGGUGAGGAGGAGGCCCUGCAUGCAGCAGCAGCAACUGCAGCAGCAGCAGCAACAGCAGCAGCAGCAACAGCAGCAGCAGCAGCAGCAGCAGCACCAACAGCAAAUUGUCUAGCGUUGCUGCUGCAGCUGCUGCAGCUGCUGUCUCGAUCCCCAGCCAGAAGACUGAGGCUUGCUGCCACCAUUGCAGCUGUCGGCCUCGUCAGUGGAGCAGCAGCAGCAGCAGCAAAUCUGCUGCGAGAGCAGCAGCAAGAAGAAGAAACAUCUAUAGUUGGCGCUGCAGUACAGCAGCGGCUGCAGCAGCUGGAAGCAGAAGAGGCAGCACUGCAGCAGCUGCUGCAGCAGCUGCUGCUGCUGCUGCAGCAAAGAGCUGAUGAUGUCUGCCCCCAUGUUAGAUCAGAAGCAGUCAAAGCUUUGACAGUUGGGCUUCCCUUUGCUGUUCCUUCGCUUGUGCUGCGUGAGGAGACGUUCUUGCUGCUGCUGCCGGCGCUGCAGCAGCAGCAGCAGCAGCAGCAGCACGAGCCGCAGCAGCAGCAGCAGCAGCAGCAGCGAGAUGAAAUUUUGGCUGCUUUGGGGCUUUUUCAUCUGGCAACGCAUGCAGUGCUCGACAGCAGCGCAGCAGCAGCAGCAGCAGCAGCAGCAGCAGCAGGAGAGCAGCAGCAGCAAAUAUCAACAGCAGCAGCAGCAGAAAGCCGUAAAUUUAUUGAAGCAGCACUUCCUUUGGUGCUGCUGCAGACAGCAGCAGCAGAUCCUGUUCUUGCUGCUGCAGCUCUUCGUUGUUUGUUGCCGUUUGCUGCAGCAACUGCUGCUGCAGCACAGCAGCAGCAACAGCAGCAGCAGCAGCAGCAGCAGCAGCAGGUGCUGCCGCUGCUGCAGGACGCAGCAGUUCGGCAGCUAUUAGAUAUAUUCUGGCUUGCUGCAGAUGCAGCAGUAGUUGAAGCAGCAGCAGCAGUUGUUGGUUUGCUGUUGCUGCCUCCUGCUGUUGCUGCAAGAUGCUAUGCACCCCAUUGCUUUUUUUGUUGGUGCGAGCCUGUGCUGCAGCAACAACGACAGCAGCAGCAGCAGCAGCAGCAGCAGCAGCAGCAGCACAGAAGAACUGCAUGCGCUGCUCGACUUCUGCGUGGCUUACCUGCCAAAGACAGACUUCCUAAGCCGCUGCCGCAGCAGCAGCAGCAGCAGCAGCAACAGCAGCAGCAGCAGCAACAGCAGCAGCAGCAGCAGCAGCAGCAGCAGCGAGUCUUGCUUGGCAUAUUCUCUAGCAGCAAAUGUAGUGAUAGGCUUCUGGGAUUUGCUGCCUUCUGUUCGGAGGGUAGAUCUGCUGCUGCUGCUGCUGCAGCAGCAACAGCAGCAGCAGCAGCAGCAGCAGAUAGAUGA
Molecule: messenger RNA, 2679 nt
Organism: Eimeria mitis
Lineage: Eukaryota; Apicomplexa; Conoidasida; Eucoccidiorida; Eimeriidae
Exons: 7
Coding region: 1-2679 (892 amino acids)
Source: RefSeq, a predicted model, not a curated record